CCCGCGCAUUGCUCACCUGCCACCCGGCCGCUCGCUCGACGCUGCUCGGUCCACCGCCGUGCCCGCCGCGCCCGCCGCGACCGUCCCCAAAGUGCGUCGAAGCGCCCCUCGCCCCGCGAUCCGCACCGCCGCCGGUCCGCACGCGGUCCAGCAUGCGCCGGUAGCAAUCAUGGCUCUCUGGUCCCGGGCAACGCGGACCCCGGGAUCCUGCCGACGCGCCAUUGCCAGCCGUGCGGCGGCGCACCAUGGCCCGCGAGGCCUGCGGCGCCCGUGUCGCCCGCCAACGUCCGCCAACGUCCACACAAGCAGCCCCGCCGCAGCCGCGGCCGUCGACGCGCAGGGGCCGGUCAGCGGGCGCCUGUGGGAAGCAGCCAUCGCGUCGCUGCAGGAGGCUCUGGAGCGCCCGCUGGCCCAGCCACUGCAGCUGCGUGGCCAGGCGGCGCUCGAGUCCAUCCCCCACACGCCGCUCGAAGGGCUGCCAGGCGACCUGGACUGGGCCCGCGUUGCGCGCGUCGCGGGCAUGGACCUUGCCGACGACCAGCGGCUGUUCCACCGCAUGCACUCGCGCGCCUACGACGACCCCCACGGCGCCUGGGAGGAGCUGCGCUGGGACUCGCGGCACCCGGGCAUGCAGCAGCUCCAGUGGCCUGCGAACACGGGCCACCGCGUCAAUCCCUAUAACCUCCCGCCGCAGUCGCUGUGGGCUCCCGACAGGGCCCGCCUGACCGCCAUGCGCCGCCGACACACGUGGAAGAAGCUCGCCAUACAGGAGCUGAGCGUGGCCAUGCUCAUCCACUCGCUCUUGCACUACAUCCGCACCCCGCGCCAGCCGCUUCCCGGCCUGUCGCCGCACAUCAAGUUCGUUAUUGCUUUCGGCCCCAGCCAAGCCAUAAAAGCGCGAGAGAACAUCUUUGGCCAUUACUGGCGCAUGCAGAUGAGACCGGUCGAUACUAUCGUCGACGACGACGUGCUUGCCGAUAUUUAUCCAAAUCAGCCCGCCGUUCCGCGCUAUCACCAGGACGCCGACGGCGACUUCCACCAAAUCGCCCAGCGCCUGAACCUCAAUUUGAAACAGCUCCUACACCACGAUUCACAGGAUCGCAAGGACGACAACGAAGCUGCAGUCCCACUGGCCAAGAUCUGCCACAAUCUUUUUGUGUCCUCGGCUCCACCAGACGUGCAAACAUUCAACAUCCUCAUUGCCGGCUUCAGACGAUGGCGCCGUCCCGAGAUGGUGGAGCAUGUCAUCCGCGCAUGUCUUGGCUCCAAGAUACGUCCUAACGAGAUCACACUGCGCUACAUCCUGAGCCACUACAUAUCCGAAAAUCGUGCAGACGAGUUCUCGGAGUUCGUGGCAUGGAUGCGAGGUGCCACUGAUACACUGAUGCUCGCAACCCCGGACAUCACUAUCAACGAAGCGAGCCAGGGCCGUCUCAUUCGCAGAGGCAAAAUGAAGGUCUUUCAAAAGGUGUAUCCUACACCUACGGUGUUCGAUGGUCUGAUGGGUGGCGUGCUGAAGUUUGCUGGCUUUGAGCGCGCUCUAGAUGUAUACUACGAGAUGAAAUCCGACGGCUGGGGCCUCGACAUGGCUGGCCUCAGACGGUUGCUAGGCGACUGCAUCCGCCGAGCCGACUGGCAGGGUGGUGUAUACGUCUGGGCUGAAAUCAAAAGCAUCCAAGACACGGCAAAGCCACUAGACAUGGCCAAGGCGUACGAAUACAUGCUUUGCUUGGGCUCUGUGACGGGCAACACAAGUGCAUUUAACCAGCUGCUGAAGGAGAUUGCGAAUGGGGGCCACGACCGGCACGCCAUCAUCACUCGCGCGAUAAAACGAGCCAAGAGAACGAGCCUGUCCCCGGCCUGGGCUGCAGACAACCUACUCAUCGCAGUAUCCGGCUUUGCUCAAGACUACCAAACGCCAGAGCAGGGUGCCACUCCAGAAUUGAAUAUUGAUGAUCUAAUCUACGGACAACCAAUCGUAGAGGGAGACGACGAUAUGAUGGUCGACAACCUAAGUAAUUGGGACGAUAGCACUCCUGUGGAGGUGUCGGAGCAGAAAGCAACGGACGCUACCGAGACAUGGGCCUCCUGGGUCGAAGCCGAGUUUGGAGAACGGCCAAAAGAGCCGGAGGCCCAUGACUGGCUGACAGCGAUGACGAGUGCGCCUGUCGGAGCAGAGCCAGACCCUACAGCGUCCGAGGAGGCCUGGGAGAAAUGGCUCCAAGCCGAGUUUGGCGAGGAGCCGGAAGAGCCAAAGACAUGAGCGCUGGUACUAUGUGCACGGCACGACCUACGGAAGCAUGGGACGGCGUUUUGGUUUGCAUGAGACGGGGUCGUUUAUUUGAUAUACCUUUGCAUGGAGAAGGAGUGUAGGUCUAGACUUUAUCUGUACAG
Molecule: messenger RNA, 2394 nt
Organism: Boeremia exigua
Lineage: Eukaryota; Fungi; Ascomycota; Dothideomycetes; Pleosporales; Didymellaceae
Exons: 1
Coding region: 170-2263 (697 amino acids)
Molecular function (GO): protein binding
Source: RefSeq, a predicted model, not a curated record